AUUUGAUAGAACGCAUUCCGGAAGGAAAAGCGUGUAAAGAGCUCAUUUCUGAAGGGAAAGGAGCGAAUAAAUCAAAUAAAUUAAAUGGUAACAACAUACCAACUAUAACACCACAUGGAAAACAACAUCAAUGUCGUAAAUGUUAUCAACAUUUUGAUACUAGCAAUGGAUUAUUCAAGCAUCUUAGAAAUCAAUGUUAUCCUGACGAAAUAAGACAGCAAAUAAAUAAAUUAACUGAACAUAUUAGCGAUGAUAAACAACGAGAACAAAUUUUAAAAAUUUUAUGGAAAUAUGGAAAAUUAUUUGACAUUAGUGAACCAUCAAAAAUUGAUAUAAUUUUAAAAAAUGCUAUUGAUACUGGUACACACCGUCCUGUUCACACUCCACCAUAUAGAAAAUCAAACAAAGAUCAAGAAACCUUAAGAAAAGAAACAGAUAAAUUAUUAAAAAAUGGAAUUAUUGAACAUUCAACAUCACCAUGGUCUUCACCUGUCGUUUUAGUAAAAAAGAAGGAUGGAACAACAAGAUUUUGCGUCGAUUAUCGUCGCUUAAACCAAAUUACAACAAAAGAUGCUUUUCCAUUACCAAGAAUUGAUGAUAUUUAUGACCAAUUAACAAAAGCAGCAUAUUUUACAAAAUUUGAUUUUAAAGCUGGAUAUUUUCAAGUACCAUUAGACAAAUUAGAUCGACCAAAAACAGCAUUUUCAACUCGAGAUGGACAUUUUCAAUUUCGAGUAUUACCACAAGGUCUUACUAAUGGACCACCAACAUUUCAACGUAUUGUUAAUCAAAUAUUAGGUCCAAACAGAUGGAAACAUGUACUCGCCUAUAUCGAUGAUAUUAUUAUUUACUCACAAAAUUUUAAUGAACAUUUAAAACAUAUUGAAGAAGUGUGUUUAUUAUUACAAGAAGCAAAUUUUAAAUUAAAUGUUGAUAAAUGCGAAGUUGCAAGAACAGAAAUAUUAUUUCUUGGACAUUUAAUUAAAGCAGGUACUAUUAAACCUGAUCCAGAAAACAUUCGUGGUUUAACUGCAACACGUGAACCAACAUCAGCUGAAGAAGCAUUUAGAUUCGUCAAAGCAGCAGAAUAUUACCGAAAAUUUAUUCCAAAAUUUUCCACCAUCGCUGCACCAUUACAUCAAUAUUCUCCAGCAACAGUACAACAACAAAAGAAUAAUAAAAAAUUAAAAUUUGAAUUAUCUGCUGAAGCUAGAACAGCAUUCCACCAACUAAAGAAAAUAUUAACAACCGAUCUUAUUCUCGAUUUACCUGAUGAUACAUUAUUAUUUAAAUUACAAACUGAUGCUUCUGUAGAUGGAAUUGGUGCUGUUCUAUUACAAAUUACUCCCAAUGGUGAUCGACCAUUAGCAUAUAUGUCCAAGAAAUUAACAAAAGCACAAACUAAGUGGCCAACAAUUGAACAAGAAUGUUAUGCAAUAGUACAAGCAAUAGAAAAAUGGGAUAAAUAUCUUCGUGGACAUGAAUUUAUGUUAGAAACUGACCAUGAACCAUUAAUUCAUUUUACAAACAAAGAACAACUAAAUAAAAGAUGUGAACGAUGGCGAUUAAAAUUAGCUGAAUAUCGAUUUAAGGUGAAACAUAUUCAAGGUAAGAAAAAUUAUAUGGCAGAUUAUCUUUCAAGAUCACCAGUCGACAUAGCUGAAGAAGAUAUUGAAGAACGAACUCAGUAUGAAUCAACAUCAACACAAACAGAUUUAUCAUUUUCAUCAUUAAAUGAUAAUUUGAUUCCAUUAAAAAUAACAACAGCAAUUACUAGAGCUCAAGCCAAAUUACAACAACAAGCAACGGCAACACCAUCUAUUAAACCGACGGAUGGAAAAAUUAAUGAGCUCAUCCCACAAGGGAAAGUAGCGACUGAUGAAGAAUUGAUAAUCAAACCAUCAGAUGAAAAUCCAAACAAGAUCAUCCCAUUUGAUAUGGAUGAUUUAAGAAAAUGUCAAGAAGAAGACAAAACAAUUCAAGAAAUAAGAAAGAAUAUUAAGAAUAAAAAACAUUAUUUUAUUGAAGAUGGAAUAUUAUUUAAAAAACAACAACUACCACUUCCACCAGUGCCAUACGUUCCAGUAGGACGAAUACGUGCUGAUAUAUUAAAAAUUUAUCAUGAUACACCUGCUAAUGGAGCUCAUUUUGGCCGUGACAAAACAAUAAGGAAAAUUCAAGAACGUUAUUAUUGGCCGACAAUGAUAGCAGAUAUUAAAAAUCAUUUAAAUUCAUGUUUACCAUGUGCACAAAAUAAUUAUCGCCGUCAAAAAUUACCAGGAAAAUUAAAACCAAUACCACCACCCGAAGGAAUAUGGAAAUUAUUAAGUAUGGAUUUUCAUGGUCCAAUUACUCCAACAUCAAAAAAAGGAAACAGAUAUAUUAUAUCUCUUACAGACGUUUUAUCAAAAUUUGUUAUUGCAAAAGCUGUUCGAGAUUGUUCAGCAGCAACAGCAGCAAAAUUUCUUAUAAACGAUGUUAUAUUAAAAUAUGGCACUCCAACAUGUAUAUUAACCGAUAAUGGUACUCAUUUUACUUCUCAAGUUAUGAACAAAUUAUUUGAAAAUAUUGGAGUCACUCAUCUUUAUUCCACAGUAUAUCAUCCACAAACUAAUGGACAAAUUGAACGAUUUAAUGCUACGAUGGAUGGAAAAAUUGCCGCCUUAUGUAAUGAACGACGCACGGAUUGGGAUGAAGUAUUACAAUUUGUUACAUUUAAUUAUAAUACAUCAAU
Molecule: messenger RNA, 2734 nt
Organism: Rotaria sp. Silwood1
Lineage: Eukaryota; Metazoa; Rotifera; Eurotatoria; Philodinida; Philodinidae
Source: the annotation of a GenBank genome assembly